AUAUACUGACAAAUGACUGGUUAUCUGUUUGUAAUAUUGGAUAUAUCCAUUAAAUUGAACCAUCAUUUCCACUGUCAAUUUGUGAGUUAGUAUAAAUAUUCAAGUCAAGGAUUAAGCUCCUUCCUGGACUCCAUUGCUGACAAGCUUUCUGCUUAAGCAUUCUGAGAGAAAAUCAUGGGCUCAGACUCCACCUCUACCGUUCGUCUCAAUAUAGGAGGGAAGAAAUUUUACACUACUGUUGAUACUUUGACUCAACGAGAGCCUUAUUCAAUGCUUGCUACAAUGUUCAGUGGUUGGCAUACUGUGUGUCAGGAUCCUGAAAUGGGAUUUGUAUUUGUUGAUAGGGAUGGAAAACAUUUUCGACACAUACUUAAUUGGUUAAGGGAUGGUGUUGUUCCUACAUUAAAAGACUCUCAAUUUGCCGAGCUUUUGAGGGAGGCAGAAUACUAUCAGCUACCGGGACUUAUGGAGGAAAUCAAUGCUGUCUUAAGUAGAAAGGAGGAUGAAGAAGAUUUAACUAAUGAACUAACACGAAUUGAUAUCAUCAAAUGUAUACAGUCAGAAAAAGUUAGAUUUCGAGGUGUUAAACUUUCUGGCCUUGAUCUUUCAAAACUGGAUUUGUCUUAUGUGGACUUCAGCCAUGCUUGUCUUAGAGAUGUAUUCUUCUCACGUGCAAACCUACAGUGUGCCAAGUUCCGGAAUGUGGAUGCUGAGGGUGCGAUCUUUCAUAAUGCAAUUUUGCAAGAGUGUGAAUUUACAGGGGCCAAUCUGCGCGGAGCUUUAUUAGCUGGUGCUAAUCUUAAGAGUGCAAACCUACAAGAUGCUUGUUUAAUUGGUAGUAGUUUCUGCCAGGCCGACCUCCGAUCUGCACACUUACAGAAUGCCGAUCUUACUAAUGCCAAUUUAGAAGGAGCUAUACUAGAAGGAGCCAACUUGAAGGGGGCAAAGUUGAGUAAUACCAAUUUGAAGGGAGCAAACCUUCAACGAGCUUAUUUAAGACUAGUGAAUUUGAGAGAUACGAAUUUAGAAGGUGCGAAGCUUGAUGGUGCAAAUUUACUUGGGGCAAUCAGGUGACAUUAAAGCAUUUGAUAUUUCGAUCCCUUUGAGUUUUGAAAGAGUUUUGAAGGUUCUAAAGCUAGUAGAAACAUCAAAACCUAAAGCAAGAACAAUAAGAGGAAUAACCAUAAGUUCGCCAGGAUGCUUUUGCGUUCUUGAAAUUGAUUGCUUAGGUCCGGAUGGAUCCAGAACCCUAAUUUUGUUGAGCUAUUGUUAUCAGUGGUCAAUGACUUGGUAAGAACAAGGGCAAAACAGAGUAGUGGGUGCUGGAGUCUACUUUGUGGAUGUACGUGUGGACCGACCUUUUGGGAAGCUAUUUUGUUUUUGGAAAUAUUGUUUUAUUUUCAUAAACAAGGCUCAGUUUACUUUUCAUAAACUAUGUUUACAUUAAAUAUUAAAUAUGGUCAUACGACUUUAAUUUUUUUUUUUAUAUACGAGUUUUUGAGACAUUUCGUUAAAUGAAAAUAUUUAUAUUUCCGCAUUAUCGAGUCUUAAAAAUCUAGGACGUUAUAGUUGGUAUCAGAGCUCGAGUUGAGCCAAUUUUGUAGACAAUCCACAUGUACAUUUCGCAAAGAUAGAUCGACACUUACUGUAAGUACUGUGUCUUCUUUUA
Humulus lupulus (European hop) is the source of this 1669-nucleotide messenger RNA. Its product is annotated as FH protein interacting protein FIP2-like. The transcript has 14 exons. Gene Ontology annotation, molecular function: protein binding. The record is from RefSeq and is a predicted model, not a curated record. Gene Ontology annotation, biological process: protein homooligomerization. The coding region runs from base 175 to 1074 and encodes 299 amino acids. Lineage: Eukaryota; Viridiplantae; Streptophyta; Magnoliopsida; Rosales; Cannabaceae.